GCUGACUUUACAUCUGGAUAGUAAUGUCUGUUCCCGAAGUACCGAGACAGAGUUUGUGAAAACACGUGUUGUCGACUUAUACAACGAGGCCCCUUACUCGCACGACCCAGUUGAACGAUUCGCAAGUCUUACCGGAACCAAGAGGAAUUUUGGUACCGAGCUGCCACCAAUAGACAUGGAUGAAAAGAUAGAGACGUUUCGCAGGGUCAAGUUUCUUCACCCAAUGCAUCCAUUAUCAAAUGACAAGGGCUGCUAUGACCCAAAGCUAAACCCUGCAGUCGCACACGCAUUUCCGGGCCUUGCAGCCCUUUCUCCUGUAGAAGGAACACAUUACGAGAACCCAGUCGAAGAUGCCAGGGAACAUCUCGAGACUUCCGUCAAACUAGACAGUUCGAUCCCCAAGAAUUGGUAUCUGUUGAGUCGAGUGUGUAUGAUGGCAAAAGACUACGAAAGGGCUUACGAAUGUCUUCAAGCCGCGAUAUCUCUCGAGAGCUGCUGUCCCUCGUUCUGGAUCACACUUGGCAUUCUAUACUUUAAUAUCGGUCAAAGUCGAGAUUGCCUCGAUGCCCUGACUAGAGCUGUUGAGCUGAGUGCCCAUAUCUGGGAGCCUUGGUACAAUAUCGGCGUUUUGUACGACAGCUGUAAUAGUCAGCAUUCAGACGCGGCCGAUGCCUUUUAUAAAUGCCUUGAGCGGAAGCCAGAGUUGCCUAACGUCCGUGCACGGCUUGAGGCUCACCAAAGCCUAUACUGAGGAUAUGAACGACGAGCUUUUAGGUGGUACUUUGAUAUACGAAAUGGUCGACUCACCACUGGAUGGCAAUUCCGGAUGGUAGAGAUACUCAGGGCACAGACACUAUUUCUAGUCUGGCGUCUGUGACUUGGUGGCAAGCAGGACCUUGAGGGUGAAACAGAUAAAGGCAGCGUUGAAAAUGAGUAAUAAAAGCAUUUUGGAGCA
Molecule: messenger RNA, 955 nt
Organism: Fusarium verticillioides 7600
Lineage: Eukaryota; Fungi; Ascomycota; Sordariomycetes; Hypocreales; Nectriaceae
Exons: 3
Coding region: 176-751 (191 amino acids)
Biological process (GO): regulation of gene expression
Molecular function (GO): protein binding; chromatin DNA binding; RNA polymerase II cis-regulatory region sequence-specific DNA binding
Source: RefSeq, a predicted model, not a curated record